Molecule: messenger RNA, 2427 nt
Organism: Alosa sapidissima (American shad)
Lineage: Eukaryota; Metazoa; Chordata; Actinopteri; Clupeiformes; Clupeidae
Gene: atf7ip2
Product: activating transcription factor 7 interacting protein 2
Exons: 17
Coding region: 229-1602 (457 amino acids)
Biological process (GO): regulation of DNA-templated transcription
Cellular component (GO): transcription regulator complex; nucleus
Molecular function (GO): protein binding; transcription coregulator activity
Source: RefSeq, a predicted model, not a curated record
UUGCUCUUGUCCCCUUAGGGGUUCCGUAGAGCCCGAUACGAGUAAAAACCUAUGGUAAAAAACUGUCUUUUUUAGGGGUCUGACGGCCCGGCCCGGCCCCGCCCUCUAAGACAUCAGUCCAACUAUUGUGAAGCGCACGCUGGCUGCACGAGUCUACAGAUUUCAUGUUAUCAGUCAAAUGAGCGUCUGUUGCAGCGUUGCAGAUUCUGCCCAGGAGUGUGAGAAACCAUGAAAAGAAAAAGGUCCCCUGAAAGACAACCGCCCGGCCCUCAGAUGCUCUCCAAGACUAUUGAAGAAAUGGUGAAUAGCAAGGUCCGUGUUGUAAUAGAAGAACUGGAGAGUACAAGAAAAGAACAACAACAAAAAAUGAAAGACUUAGACGUUGACGAAAAAAACUUCGAGGAGAAGCUGAAGAAACUCAAAGCUCACAUACAAAAGGUGAAGAGAAGAGGGGAUGCUGCCAUGGCUUAUUUAAGACAGCGCCAUACCCCGGGCAAGACAGUCUGUCUUGAUCAGAGAUCCGGCCUGCGAUCCCUCUCGACCACCCCUCCUGCUGACAGCUGUGCCCCAGGGGCUGUCACCAGUUCCAGGAACUCCGACAGUGGAGAUGGAUCCAGUGAUGGAUGGCUGAUGGCUGAAAACGACAACGAAGAAGCUGGAAGUGGCCAAUCCAGAAGGAAGGCCGUGGAAGGCUUUUGGCAGGGUUGGCGGGGCAGAAUGCAAUUAGUGGACCUGACCGCUGAGGACAUCCCAGUAGACUUACCUGAACAAAGCUGCUCUGAGAGAAGCAAUACAUCAUCUCAUGUUACCACAAGCCUUCCAAAGGAAGUAAAGGUUAAGGUGGAAGAAGAAAGGAGUUCCUCUAAUGGCCCACCUCAGAGCAUGUCUACACCCCAACCUGCUCCAGAACCUUGCCCAUCACCUCCGUUGCGCUUAGUAAAGGCUGAACCAGAAUCACCCAAGCCUGUGAGCAUAAAGACUGAAGAGACACCAUAUGCCGUUUCAGAAUCGGCGACGCAACAACAAGCAACGAAUACUUCCCAAGUAACCUCCACCAUCCCAAUUCCACCAUCCAGUCUAGCAGCACAGAACAACACAACUGAUAGCAAGGCAAAUAUAAAAGGAGGCGAUGAUCCAAAGUUGAAGAAAAUCCUUGUUCGCGAUGCCAAUGUACAUGGGGAUGACUGGAAGAAACAGUUGCACCCUCUGCCGGACAGAUCCUUCCCCACCACACUCCCGCUGGCCGCCGCCUCGAAGAACGUCCCGCAGGCGCUAUCGGUCAAAGUGUGGCGCAGCGGGAGCGACCCGAAUAGUCUCUUCCUCCGCUGGCAGGUGGCGGAGGAGGACCCGCACGCACCCCCCAUGGACAGCUACUUCAUCUACGUGGCCCAACAGAACCUCGACGGCGUCUUCUCCCGCUGGUCCAUGGCCGGAUGCGUCCCCGCCUCCCCCCUCCCCAUGAACUGCCACCUCUCAGAAUUCCCCAGCUACCGCUGCCUCUGCUUCGCCGUGGUUGGCAGGGACAAGUUCGGCCGAUUCGGACCCUAUAGCGAAGUAGUGGGCAUCUAUGCCAAAUCAGUGAAGCCAGUCGUAAGACAAUAGGCAGUAGGACUGGGAUCAACGGGGUGUGUUGCCAGCAGACCUUCCCAUUCUUGCACAUUUAAGACAUACCGUCUGUGCAGUCAUUGUUGCAUGUUCUGUGCCCUACCUGAACCAGACAUUCUAUCCUCUUAUUCUGUGUAUUUCGAUUUUUGCAUGCUCUUAGACACAGAACUACUUGUCUGUAUGUUCGAGUUGUUUGUUUGAACUAACAUCACUUUCCUACACUGCAGUGGAAGUAAUUUUUGUUUCAAUUUUUUAAGUUCAAUAAAUGUGCUGACCUUGUGAGAGAGUCAUUUUUAAUGUUCGGGUUUUACGCCUGCGUAAAGUUAGAUGCAGCAGGUCUUGAGUGGAUGUGUUUCCCGAGGAAGGCAAACAGUGUUGCGCAGCUUUUUUGUAACAAUCAUCAUUACCUCUGCCCAUGUCCAUUUCUUAAUUGUGUGGUUUGUUGGUUGGUUGGUUUGUUUGUAGAAGAUUACACAAAAACUACUGGGCGUUUUUAAAUUUGACUUAGGAGAGAACUGUAAAAUGGACCAAGAGGUUUAGUACGAUCCUGUUAACAAACAAAAACAAGCACAGGUGAAAGGUGGAGGAUCUGUGCACUGUUAAGUGCCAUUCUCUUUUUAUUUGUUUGUUUAUUUAUCCUAGGAGAUGUUUGUUUAUUUCCCCUAGGAGAUGUUUAUUUACCAUAGGAUAUGUUGUCUUUAAAGCAUGGAGACAUCUGGCUUAACAUUUUAAGCUCUUCUUUUUCUGUGUAUAUUGUACAUUUGUUCAAAAAUACCGCUGAGAACAUCUGAUCAAUCAAUAAAUUACACACAGUAUGCUGUG